This is a messenger RNA of Durio zibethinus, 2683 nucleotides long. RefSeq names its product acid beta-fructofuranosidase 1, vacuolar-like. Gene Ontology annotation, biological process: carbohydrate metabolic process. Lineage: Eukaryota; Viridiplantae; Streptophyta; Magnoliopsida; Malvales; Malvaceae. The record is from RefSeq and is a predicted model, not a curated record. Gene Ontology annotation, molecular function: beta-fructofuranosidase activity.
CCUGUUUCAUUUCAUUGAGGUCCCCUCUCUCGUGAUCCUUUUGGUUGUUCUAUUAACUCCUUCGCCUGCUCUGUUUCAGCUAUGCAUUAGCUUCUCCUGCUUUAUUUAUUUAUUUAUUUAUAUGAUCAUCAAGUUGAAGAUCAAUUGCAUUUAUAGGUGAAGGCAGACAAUGCCGGAUUAAUUAAGAAAAUUAACUCUCCAAUCUCCCAGACCAAAAACCAAGUGAUUAAAUACGAUCAUUAAUAAAUAUUAUGUAACAGAUUCCUAACCCCAAGAGCUUCAUCUUAGUUUGUCUACCUUUUCACCUGUCCUUCUUUGUUUCGCCGCAGAAAACACGAGAUCUCUCUCUCUCUCUCUUCAACUACAUUGGACAACCACCAAUCCAAACUUAGCUAUAUUUACCCCACGAUAUACCAACCCUCUGCUGAGACAUGUAAAGCUCCCUCUCUUCCCUCUAUCUCGCUUUCUCGUUGCUCUAUUUUAAACCCUCCGUUACCCUUUUCUCCUUUUGUCAUUGCUCAUUGUACUUGUAACAUCUCUUCAACAAGUAACCAUCCACAAGCUAGCUCUCUUAACAUGGAGGCCAGCACCUCCCAUGACGCUGAAGAAAACUCCGCAGCAUUCUAUGCUCCCUUGCUAGACCACCGCGAAGCGCUAGCGACUCGGGGGAAACCCGUUAACGGUUUUGCAGUUAUCUCUGCCUCCGUCAUUUUCCUACUUUCAUUGGUUACAUUAAUUUUUAACCAAAGCCAAGAACCAUUACCAACGCCCAACAAGGGACCGUCACCUUCGCCCACGUCAAAACCUGCUUCGUUUUCAAAGGCGCUGCCAAGAGGGGUCGCUGAAGGUGUCUCAUCCAAGUCAAAUCCAUCUCUUUUGGACGAGGUUUCGUUUAAUUGGACAAACGCUAUGUUUGCUUGGCAAAGAACUGCCUACCACUUUCAGCCUGAAAAGAAUUGGAUGAAUGAUCCUGACGGUCCAUUGUAUCACAAGGGAUGGUACCAUCUUUUCUAUCAAUACAACCCUGAUUCAGCUAUAUGGGGCAACAUAACAUGGGGCCACGCUGUGUCGAGGGAUCUCAUUCAUUGGCUCUAUCUCCCACUCGCCAUGGUUCCCGACCGCUGGUAUGAUAUCAACGGUGUGUGGACGGGGUCCGCCACUCUCCUGCUAGAUGGCCAAAUCGUCGUGCUUUACACCGGCAGCACCAAUGAGUCGGUGCAGGUGCAAAACCUUGCCUACCCCGCCAACCUAUCUGAUCCCCUCCUCAUUGAUUGGUUAAAAUACCCGGGUAACCCGGUCAUUGUUCACCCAACCGGGAUUGAAUACGAUGAGUUCCGGGACCCGACAACAGCUUGGCUUGCACCCGAUGGUACCUGGCGGAUCACGAUCGGGUCAAGAUUUAAUUCCACCAUAGGAAUCUCUCUAGUAUAUCAAACAACAAAUUUUACGGAUUAUGAAUUAUUAGACGGGGUUUUACAUGCGGUUCCGGGUACAGGUAUGUGGGAAUGCGUAGAUUUUUACCCUGUUGCAAUAAACGGGUCGGUGGGGUUGGACACGUCCGCAUUUGGACCAGGAAUUAAGCAUGUGUUGAAGGCUAGUUUGGAUGAUACAAAGGUGGACCAUUAUGCACUUGGGACUUAUGACCCGGUAACGGAUAAGUGGACACCCGACAACCCGAAAGAGGAUGUGGGUAUCGGGUUGAAGGUGGAUUACGGAAGAUACUAUGCCUCAAAGACAUUUUUUGAUCAACAUAAACAAAGGAGGGUUCUUUGGGGUUGGAUUAAUGAAACUGAUAGUGAAACAGAUGAUCUCGAAAAAGGUUGGGCUUCCGUUCAGACAAUUCCCAGGACGGUUCUGUUUGACAGCAAGACUGGAACCCGUUUGCUUCAGUGGCCAGUGGAAGAAGUAGAGAGCUUGAGAUUGAACAGUACAGUGUUUAAGGAAGUGCUUGUUGAACCAGGAUCAGUUGUGCCUCUUGACAUAGGCACCGCCACUCAGCUAGAUAUAUUAGCAGAGUUUGACAUAGAGUCAUUGGUAUCUAACACCACGGACGAAGAUAGUGAUUGCGGUGAUGGUGCGGUUGACAGGAGCACUUUUGGGCCAUUUGGAGUCCUGGUUAUUGCUGAUGAUUCACUUUCUGAGCUCACUCCUGUAUAUUUCCGUCCCGUUAAUACUUCUGAUGGCAGUCUCAAGACUUACUUUUGCGCUGACGAAACAAGGUCUUCUAAAGCUUCCGAUGUCUUGAAAGAAGUGUAUGGAGGCAAAGUUCCAGUGCUUGACGAUGAAAACUACAAGAUGAGGGUAUUGGUGGAUCAUUCAAUCGUGGAAAGCUUUUCUCAAGGAGGUAGGACGGUGAUCACAUCAAGAAUUUAUCCAACGGAAGCCAUCUAUGGAGCAGCAAGGGUAUUCUUGUUCAAUAAUGCAACGGGAGUAAAUGUGAAGGCUACACUCGAAAUAUGGGAAGUGAAUUCAGCCUUUAUUCGUCCUUAUUCUUUUGAGGAAACCUUGUAGAAAUGAAUGCUUCCUGUGCCAAUCCCACGUGAUGCUGCAACAUCAAUAUUCUUUCCAGAAAUUUUCUGGCAGGGAAAAUCCUAGUAUUAUGUUGUUUCAAAUUUUAUUGCUCGGGGUUGCCAUGUAGUUCAUUUUGUACUUGCGGGUUUAUUAAUAUAUUUUGGUUUUAUUU